CUCUGAAGCCACAACUGUGCUGUCCUGCCUGAGGGUCUCAGUUUCCUCUCAACUAGUCUUUGCUAUGCUGCUGCUCCAGCGGGGACAUCUCAAACCUAACUUGACCGGUUGCACUUUAGAAUAUACAAGUUUGGGCUCAGAGCCCUCCUCUGGGCUUCUGUUACCUCACAUUGGUCACUGCCCACCCUAUAAAGAAGUGACGUGGAUGGGCAGGGACAGGAUUACUCCUCUCUGUAUGCAUAGGGUCCAACCCAAGGACUUUGGAUGGGGUGGGAGGCCUAGGUCAGCUGGGGUUUGGGACUGAGCCAGGAGCCAGAUCCUGCUGAAUGGAGAUGUCCCUUUAACACUGGCCUGGAUCCCAUGCAUGGCUGUUCUGCCUCCUGUUCAGCUGCGGCUGAAGCUGCCCUGCUGACUCACGCACUAGUGACCAGCAGGAACGGGGAACAUGGCUUCUGCCGCGGCGGCAGCACUCGUGGGCUGGGGGUUUCUGGAUUACAAAACCGAGAAGUAUGUGAUGACCAGAAACUGCCGGGUGGGUGUCUCUCAGAGGCUGCUGCAGCUGGGAGUGGUGGUCUACGUGAUAGGGUGGGCCCUCUUGGCCAAAAAAGGCUACCAGGAAUGGGACGUGGACCCCCACAUUUCUGUCAUCACUAAACUCAAAGGGGUUUCUGUAACCCAGAUUAAGGAACUAGAGAACCGGCUAUGGGAUGUGGCUGACUUUGUGAAGCCAUCACAGGGAGAGAAUGUGUUCUUCCUGGUGACCAAUUUCCUCGUGACACCAGCUCAAGUCCAGGGCAGAUGCCCAGAGCACCCUUCCGUUCCUCUGGCUAACUGCUGGGAAGACAAGGACUGCCCUGAAGGAGAGACAGGAACGUACAGCCAUGGCAUAAAAACGGGUCGGUGUGUGAUGUUCAACGGAACCCACAGAACCUGUGAGAUCUGGAGCUGGUGCCCGGUGGAGAGUGUUGCUGUGCCCAGGCAACCCCUGCUAGUUCAGGCCAAGAACUUCACACUUUUCAUCAAAAACACUGUCACCUUCAGCAAGUUCAACUUCUCCAAAACCAACGCCUUAGAUACCUGGGACAGCACCUAUUUCAAGCAUUGUCGCUAUGAUCCUCAUUCCAGCCCAUACUGCCCAGUGUUCCGCAUCGGGGACCUUGUGGCCAUGGCUGGAGGGGACUUCGAGGACCUGGCAUUGCUGGGUGGCGCUGUGGGCAUCAGCAUCCACUGGGACUGCAACCUGGACACCAGGGGCUCUGGCUGCUGUCCCCAGUACUCCUUCCAGCUGCAGCAGAGAGGGUACAACUUCAGGACAGCCAAUCACUGGUGGGAAGCCUCGGGUGUGGAGGCCCGGAGCCUGCUCAAGCUCUAUGGGAUCCGCUUUGACAUUCUUGUCACUGGGAAGGUAAAGUUUAGACCAGGGGAGGUUUGGGAGGACAGCCCCAGCCGCAGAGGCUCAGCCCAGGUCUCUCAGGCAGGGAAGUUUGCACUCAUCCCGACGGCCGUCACAGUGGGCACAGGAGCAGCUUGGCUGGGCAUGGUCACCUUCCUCUGUGACCUGCUGCUACUGUAUGUGGAUAGAGAAGCCGGUUUCUACUGGAGGACCAAGUAUGAAGAAGUGAGUGGUGGGCCUGCUUGUGUCCCAGAGCUGAAGUCACUCUGCCUGAACACUGGGUUCUGCCACACUUUGGGGGACGUUACCUUGAUCCCUAAGCUGUUAUCUUUGUAGGCAAAAGCUCCAAAGACAACCAUCAACACUGCAUAGACCGAGCUGGCGUCCACACCUGCAAAUCCUGCUGCCCAGUGUCUCAGUAGUGACUUGCACCUGCCCCGUGUCUG
Peromyscus californicus insignis is the source of this 1839-nucleotide messenger RNA. RefSeq names its product purinergic receptor P2X 6 (gene P2rx6). The transcript has 10 exons. Gene Ontology annotation, molecular function: purinergic nucleotide receptor activity; ATP binding; extracellularly ATP-gated monoatomic cation channel activity. Gene Ontology annotation, biological process: monoatomic cation transmembrane transport; response to ATP. The record is from RefSeq and is a predicted model, not a curated record. Gene Ontology annotation, cellular component: plasma membrane; nuclear inner membrane. The coding region runs from base 446 to 1729 and encodes 427 amino acids. NCBI's taxonomy places the organism in Eukaryota, Metazoa, Chordata, Mammalia, Rodentia, Cricetidae.